AUGUCCUUUUCGAACGACGUCAGUAUGGACGAAAGCCAACAGCCUACUAUAUGGGGCUUAUCAAUCACAUUCUCUAUCAUAGCCAUCGUCUCAGUUCUUCUUCGUUUCAAGGCUCGUCGAAUCCAGGGCGAACAGCUGGAAUCUGAUGAUUGGACUAUCCUCGUGGCCCUGAUAUUAAGUAUGGGUGUUACGGUAAACUUGCUCAUGAUGACACAAUGCGGUGGUCUCGGAACCCACACGCGAUAUGACGGCGACGGGAACCCUCUUGAUCCCGGGCGCAUCGUCAUCUUCGGCAAGACGACAUAUUCACUGGAGAUUCUAGUCUGGCCUGCCGUGGGAAUGACCAAAACCAGCGUCCUUCUACUGUACAAACGAAUCUUCAUCACUCCGAGGUUUAGGGUAGUUACCUGGGUUGGGAUUGGCGUUGCGAUCGCCUGGACCAUAGCGUUCACCUUUGCGCUCAUGUUCAUAUGUCAUCCGAUUGCCGCGAGGUGGAACUCAGAGAUCCCAUAUACUCGUGGCAAUUACUUCGCGUUACUUGCCGUUGCCUUGGCGACAGAUGUGGCCACAGACGCUCUAGUACUCUUGCUACCAGUUUACAAGGUUUGGCAGCUACAGAUGCCCAUCACUCGAAAAGCCUUGGUCACAGGUAUCUUCCUCCUCGGUAGCUUGGUCAGUAUCGCCGGUAUAAUUCGAACCCACUUCUUGGCUCAAGUCUAUGAUGUGCUCACAGAGGCCCCCAAAGUAGACGUCACUUGGGUUUACGCGCCAGACUUCUACUGGACUAUCAUCGAAACCAAUGUUGGUGUGUUUAGCGCGUGCGCACCUACCUUGCGUCCUAUUCAGGAGCUUGCUACACGCAAGCUCUCCUCUGUCAUCCGCAAGCUUUCCUUUCCCAACUUGCGAAGCUCGGACCCGCCACUUGACUCGUUAUCGAGUAUUAACAAGGGAGACAACAUCCGUCUCAACUCGAUGGAAGAAGGCUCGAGCUUUGAUAGCAAGUAUAUUUCGUUUACGCCAGAGCAACUGAGAAACUUCCUCUACGUCUAG
This is a messenger RNA of Hypoxylon fragiforme, 1050 nucleotides long. RefSeq lists its product as uncharacterized. The transcript has 7 exons. Bases 1 to 1050 code for a protein of 349 amino acids. Lineage: Eukaryota; Fungi; Ascomycota; Sordariomycetes; Xylariales; Hypoxylaceae. The record is from RefSeq and is a predicted model, not a curated record.